Molecule: messenger RNA, 2031 nt
Organism: Drosophila hydei
Lineage: Eukaryota; Metazoa; Arthropoda; Insecta; Diptera; Drosophilidae
Gene: l(3)77CDf
Product: phosphatidylserine synthase 1
Exons: 6
Coding region: 360-1829 (489 amino acids)
Biological process (GO): phosphatidylserine biosynthetic process
Molecular function (GO): L-serine-phosphatidylethanolamine phosphatidyltransferase activity
Source: RefSeq, a predicted model, not a curated record
AAAUCAGAGCAUGUAGUUGCUGCCCGGCAAGUGUCAGAUUAGGUUUCUUUGCUAUCAUGCUCUUCUAGGCGUCGCGCAGCAUGCUUAUUAAUUAACAACAGGGCAACAUUGACGCCAAAAUCAUAAGAUAAAACUUUUAUCAAUUGUAUUUAACAAUUGAUAUAAACAUUAAGCAUUGCUGCUGGCUACCGAGGCGCUAAAACUGAAUCAGCUCGGACAACGGAGCAUCCCAUAAACUGUGGAGCGAAUGUUGCGCAACCCUUUGGUUCGUCCGCGUGCUAACAUAACAACAUUAUCACCACAAUCACGCCAUCAGAGCCGCACUCUACGCUGAUAAUUAAAUUUACUGUGGCAGAGACAUGGUAAAACGUUCCAGUGCAGUUGGCACGCCAACAUCCGGCGAUGGGCAACAAGGGCAGGAGUGGGGCAACUCCGGUGACGAAAAAAGUGCCGCAUCAACAAAAUACAUAUCUGGUGCGGCCAGUGCACCAGCCACGCCCACCAAACGCAACGACAAUGGCAAAAAUCGAAAGGAGGAAAUCGCCCAGACUUUUGUCAUUGUCAACGAACGGCCCGUGGAUGAUAUUUCGUUGGACUUCUUUUACAAACCCCACACCAUCACGCUGCUGGCCGUCUCGGUGCUGGCGGUCAUGUAUUUUGCCUUCGUAAGGAACGAGGCAAACAUAGAUGAUAAUCUUUGGUCCGGCCUGUUGUGCGUUGUGUUCUUCUUUCUUAUUAUUUCGGUCAUCGCAUUCCCCAAUGGACCUUUUACACGCCCCCAUCCAGCAGUAUGGCGCAUCCUGUUUGGCUGCUCUGUCCUGUAUUUACUCAUGCUGCAGUUUCUUAUGUUCCAAAACUAUCCAACAAUACGAAAUAUUUUCUAUUGGCUCGAUCCAAAGCUGAAGAACUUUCACAUAGACAUGGAGAAGGAAUAUGGUGUAAAUUGUUCGGACAUUAGCUGGGAACGGGUCAAAGGUCAUUUGGAUGUAUUCGCUUGGGGUCAUUUUCUGGGCUGGGCCUUUAAGGCCAUACUUAUUCGCCACAUGGGCAUACUGUGGGCCAUCUCGGUGAUGUGGGAGAUAACAGAGAUCACAUUUGCCCAUCUACUGCCCAACUUCAUUGAAUGCUGGUGGGAUGCACUCAUCUUAGAUGUGAUCAUCUGCAAUGGCCUUGGUAUUUGGGUCGGUCUCAAGAUCUGCCAAAUACUCGAAAUGCGCGAAUACAAAUGGGCUAGUAUUAAGGAUAUAUCCACGACUACGGGCAAAAUUAAGCGUGCCAUGUUACAAUUUACGCCGGAGAGCUGGUCGGCCAUACGUUGGCUGGAUCCCAAGUCAACGGCAAUGCGCUUUGCUGCCGUGAUGCAGCUGGUGAUAUUUUGGCAGGUCACCGAACUGAAUACGUUCUUUUUGAAGCAUAUUUUUGAGAUGCCACCAGAUCAUUUUAUUGUGAUUGGAAGAUUAAUAUUUAUAGGACUCUUUGUGGCGCCCUCAGUUAGGCAAUACUAUGUGUACGUUACCGACACGCGCUGCAAACGCGUCGGCACCCAGUGUUGGGUUUACGGCGCCAUUAUGGUCUCCGAGGCUAUUCUGUGUAUUAAGAAUGGCAAGGAGUUAUUUGAGCGCACGCAAGCUAUCAACAUUGUGAUAUGGCUGACCGUGCAGGUGCUUAUAUCGGUGUCAUUCGUCUACGUGGCUGUCAUAUGGCAGCAACGUCUACUAAAGAAGUCUUCACAGACCACACCAACUCUUAGUAAAAAACCAGGAGACAGUCCACAAGGCACCCCGGCGAAAGGUAAUUUGUCGCCAACGAAAGAGAAGAAAAUCAAAUGAGGCCAUUUUAGCAACACCAAAAAGGAGUAAAAAACAAGAGAAGAAAAGAAAAUGAAUUAGCAGGCAAUUCUUUAAAACUAUAUGUGUGUACAUACAAUUUAUGCAAACUGUACUGAUUAAAUUAAAUUUAUAUUGUGUAUAUGUAUGUAUAAUUGAUAUUAGAUUUGUUAAUAAGCAAAUAACAGAAUGAAUGAAGGAGAAU